This is a messenger RNA of Lepus europaeus (European hare), 1428 nucleotides long. It is a transcript of the gene SYF2, whose product is annotated as SYF2 pre-mRNA splicing factor. The transcript is spliced from 7 exons. Gene Ontology annotation, cellular component: catalytic step 2 spliceosome; post-mRNA release spliceosomal complex; Prp19 complex. The record is from RefSeq and is a predicted model, not a curated record. NCBI's taxonomy places the organism in Eukaryota, Metazoa, Chordata, Mammalia, Lagomorpha, Leporidae. Bases 52 to 786 code for a protein of 244 amino acids.
CUGACGGAAGUGUCCGGAGUUGUUGCCGGAAGUGGGAAGAGAAAGGUUGUAAUGGCGGCUGCGGCUGAAGUCCAGAAGGUGCCGGUGGACAGCGCCGAGGAAGGGGCCCUGACGGCAGCCGAGGAGCUGGCGGCCCAGAAGCGCGAACAGAGACUGCGCAAAUUCCGGGAGCUGCACCUGAAGCGGAACGAAGCUCGUAAGUUAAACCACCAGGAGGUUGUGGAAGAAGAUAAGAGACUCAAGUUACCGGCAAACUGGGAGGCCAAGAAGGCUCGUUUGGAGUGGGAGCUUCAGGAGGAAGAAAAGAAAAAGGAGUGCGCAGCCAGGGGGGAAGACUAUGAGAAAGUGAAGUUGCUGGAGAUCAGUGCAGAGGAUGCAGAGAGGUGGGAGAGGAAAAAGAAGAGGAAGAACCCGGAUCUCGGAUUUUCAGAUUAUGCUGCUGCCCAGCUACGCCAGUAUCAUAGGUUGACCAAGCAGAUCAAGCCUGACAUGGAGACGUAUGAGAGACUGAGAGAGAAGCACGGAGAAGAGUUUUUCCCGACAUCCAACAGUCUGCUGCACGGCACACACGUGCCCUCCGCGGAGGAGAUCGACAGGAUGGUCACCGACCUGGAAAAACAAAUUGAGAAGCGAGACAAAUACAGCCGGAGACGUCCGUACAACGACGAUGCAGAUAUCGACUACAUUAACGAGAGAAACGCCAAAUUCAACAAGAAAGCCGAGAGGUUCUAUGGGAAGUACACGGCCGAGAUCAAACAGAAUCUGGAAAGAGGAACAGCUGUUUAACCCCUUCAGGAACUGUUUUAUAAACUUGGCCGUGGGGCGGAGGUCUCUGCCACCAGAUUGAGUUUGCUGUGAACCCAGAACCUGGUCUCUGCCUUCCCACUCAGCACUUAGAAAUAAAUGUUUUUUCUUAAACAUACAUGUCCAUGUAUAUUUCCACAUUUUUGUGCUUGGAUAUGAGAUGUAUUUCUUGUAGUGAAGUUAUUUUGUAAAAAUAUACUUUGUAUAAAUCCUAAUUAUAUUUUUUAAUGUAUUUUAAAUGUAUAAAACUGUUCAAUCCCUGAAGCAUUUUGGGUUUAAGAUUGCUGGUGGGGCCAGUGCUGUGGCAUAGUGGGUAAAACCGCCACCUGCAGUGCCAGCAUCCCAUAUGGGCGCCGGUUCUAGGCCCAGCUGCUCCACUUCUGAUCCAGCUCUCUGCUGUGGCCUGGGAAAGCUGUAGAAGAUGGCCCAAGUCCUUGGGCCCCUGCACCCGCUUGAGAGACCCAGAAGAAGCUCCUGGCUACUGGCUCCUGGUUUUGAAUUGGCAAGGCUCUAGCCGUUGAAGCCAACUGGGUAGUGAACCAUCGGAUGGAAGACCUCUCUCUUUCUGCCUCUCCUUUUUUCUCUGUGUAACUCUUUGAAAUAAAUAAAUCUUUUUAAAACAAA